Molecule: messenger RNA, 1320 nt
Organism: Effrenium voratum
Lineage: Eukaryota; Dinophyceae; Suessiales; Symbiodiniaceae
Source: the annotation of a GenBank genome assembly
GUGGGCCCUUGGAAUUUCGAGCCAUCCGCCACAUCCGUGCUGGUCCUUUGUGAUCAUGCGUCGGGUUCCUCGUCGCAAUGUGCGCUGCUCAUCCAGCCGGCAUCAACUUUGACGCUGUCAGCGAGCCGAUCAUUUUCUUGGGGAGCGGUGCCUUCGGCGAGGUGUCCUUGGUGCAAGUCGUCUCAGAGGCACCGGAUGCCGAGUUUCUGGCACUGAAGCGGGUGCGCUUGCAAACUUCUGAAGCCGGCAUUGAACAAGCAAAACUGGAAGCGCGGCUGUUGCUGCAGCUAAGCCAGGAAAAUGCUGGUAUUCUGAGAUGCUUCGACUUCCGAAUGCAGACACGUCCAGUGCCAACACUUGAGCUGUUAUUGGAGUUUGCUCCAUUGGGCGAUCUCUGCCGCCGAUUGCGCAAGUGCAAAGAGGCUGGACCAGAUUGGCCCGGGCUUCCCGAAGUGGAAGUGGCGGGGUAUGCCUGCGAUGUGGCCAAAGGUCUUGCCUUUUUGCACAGCUUGCGGCCAAAGGUUUUUCACAGAGAUGUGAAGCCUGCAAAUAUUAUGCUUUUCUACCCUGCUGAACCUACUCGAACAAUUCCUCAAGCCAAGCUGGCAGACUUUGGUGUGGCCAAGGUCUUGGAAUCAGAAGCUUCAAGCGCUGGAACUGCAACGUUUGUGGGUACACCUCACUAUUUGGCACCGGAGCUGUUCAGUGGAGACAUGUAUGACGAGAGAGCUGAUGCUUGGGCAUUGGGCUGUGUUCUCUAUGAGAUGCUGUGCUUCUGCCGGCCAUUCCAUCAAUCAGAGAAGAAUAUCGCCCUGAUGUCUCUGCGGAUUUCUCAAGGCUCAUAUGAUGAAGACCUUCUCGAAGAGCAGCUCGCUCACUAUCCGCUGGAGCUACUUGACGCCACCAGAGGCCUGCUACAGCUGGAGCGAGCCAAGCGGCUGCGAGCGGCGGAAGUCGUCGCCGAAGUCGCGGAGCUUGGGUCUUCUGUUGACACUCGGUCUCUUCCAACCUGCUGGGAUGCAUUGCAAACGCAAAGGAGGCCAUCUGUAGCUUCAUGUGAAGGCACCCAGGCCGAGAAUCCAGGCACCGAUAGCUGGCGCGAUGCUGAAGUGCAAUCGAGCAGUCCAGCUAUUCUGUUGCACGCAGCUUUGGAGCCAGAAGAUUCUCCAUACACCUUUUUUCCUCAUGACGACCGUGAUCAGGCUCUGACUCUUCCGCCCCAUGACGAGUCACGUUUGGGGGGCUUAGACAUCCUUGACUCACAGUACUAUGGUGAGGAUGUGGCAACAUUGGCACCGCCGUAGUUGCUGUAUCUGAGCA